AUGUCAGAGCUGCCCAAAGGCAUGUCCCUAAAGAAAUUCAAUGACUUACCAACUACACGUGCAAUCCAUGAAGAAGGGGAGAAUAAAAUCGAAUACAAAGUUGGACAAAGCGUUUCAGUGUAUGCAUCCAAAGAAGGGCGUAAGGGAGUGGAUCCCAAUGAUUUAUGCAUUUUUGGGUCAAGAUUCGUUGGUAUUGGAGGGCAGACUUUGAAGAGCCAAUUUUUAAAAAGGCUUCUCAGUCAGACUCCAGAUUAUUGUGCAUGGGACGCCAAGAACUGUUGGAGUCAGAUUUGUCCAUCUGGGCAGAAGCCAAAGUAUUAG
Suillus discolor is the source of this 321-nucleotide messenger RNA. RefSeq lists its product as uncharacterized. The transcript has 4 exons. NCBI's taxonomy places the organism in Eukaryota, Fungi, Basidiomycota, Agaricomycetes, Boletales, Suillaceae. The coding region runs from base 1 to 321 and encodes 106 amino acids. The record is from RefSeq and is a predicted model, not a curated record.